Molecule: messenger RNA, 1241 nt
Organism: Mytilus californianus (California mussel)
Lineage: Eukaryota; Metazoa; Mollusca; Bivalvia; Mytilida; Mytilidae
Exons: 2
Coding region: 81-677 (198 amino acids)
Molecular function (GO): acyltransferase activity, transferring groups other than amino-acyl groups
Source: RefSeq, a predicted model, not a curated record
UACAUAAUGGUUUUUACCGAUAUAAUCCCUUGUUUCAGCUUGUGUACACGCAGAGUGUGCGAGACUAAAGAAAGGAUAAAAUGGCGUAUGUAAUUAAAACCAAGAAAUCAGAAGUAGAGCUUCCUUACCUUCCUAAAAAUGGUAUACUCAAGAACGGAAUAGCGGUGACCCUUGACUGGUAUAAGGAAGCAGACGAGAGAGAAUUAUUUGAAAUUCUGAGAUACAUCGUUCAUGAAGAAGGCGAUAGUUACCCCCAAGAUGAGAUGUCUACUUUAGAGGAUUUCCGGUCAUACUACUUAUCCCAUGAUGUUUUUGUAUGUAAAAUCAUAACGACUGGAGAACUCAUUGGAGGGUUUUAUGUAAAGCCAAACUUUCCUGGACGAUGCUCACAUAUCUGUAACGCUGGAUUUAUAGUUAAAGCAUCAUCAAGGGGUUAUGGAGCUGGAACAUUUAUGGCAGAAGCAUAUUUACAAAUAGCACGUGAUUUAGGAUACCUUGGGUCGUUUUUCAACCUUGUAUUUGUUUCUAAUGAAUCAUCGGUUAAGUUAUGGCGAAAACUAGGAUUUACUGAAAUUGGACGAGUCCCGAAGGCUGGAAAAUUAAAAGGAAGGGACAUGACGGACGCUCUUCAAUUUUAUUAUGACUUAACUACGUUACCGAAAUUGAUAAUGGAAUAAUCGUGAUGAAUAACAUAAAUUACAAAAAUUACCAUAUAAGUUAAUUGACAUAUUGUAAAAUAAAUGAAGGAGUGUUUGAAAAUACACCACAAUAUUCAUGGGAAGGUGCAUAUAUCAGAACAAAUAUUUGGAAUUGCAUCACAAUAUUCACUUGAAGGUGCAUGUAUCAGAAAUGCAUUAUUAUCGAUUCCGAAAUGCUAAUCCAUAAAUUCUUGGUCUUUCUUAUUUAAAACAUUACAAAAUAUUUCAAAAUAACCAAUCACAUUAUAUUGAACAAUAAUUAAAGUUCCUCACAUGUACAUACAUGACAGUAUACUGUUAUAAAAGUUUGUCUUUUAUAUUGUCAAUGAAAUUUUGAAUAUAUUUAUAUGUAAUUGGGAUUUUCGUGUAAUUGCAUAACUAUAUGAACAACCCGUAAAACGCAAAUGUCACGUUUGGCCCUACCAAGUUUCUAAAGAGGAUCAAGUUCCUGAGUUUCAUCAUCUCAGUAUUAAAUGUUUGUAAUAAAUAAUGGAAAACAAUAACACGUAAAAACUUUACAUUAAACUGUGUAUAUAUUUUAAA